Zonotrichia leucophrys gambelii is the source of this 546-nucleotide messenger RNA. Its product is annotated as ubiquinol-cytochrome c reductase complex assembly factor 2. Bases 86 to 457 code for a protein of 123 amino acids. The transcript is spliced from 4 exons. Gene Ontology annotation, cellular component: mitochondrial matrix. Gene Ontology annotation, biological process: mitochondrial respiratory chain complex III assembly. The record is from RefSeq and is a predicted model, not a curated record. Lineage: Eukaryota; Metazoa; Chordata; Aves; Passeriformes; Passerellidae.
CCUCAGGCGUUCCCGCCCAGCCGCGCCCGCACGUGACCCGGCGGCGGCGCCACGUGACCCCCCUCGGCGCACGUGACCCGGCGCCAUGGCCGCCAGCCGGUACCGGCGCUUCCUGCGGCUCUGCGAGGAAUGGCCGGUGGAGGAGACCAAGCAGCAGCGGGACCUGGGUUCCUUCCUGCGGCAGAAGGUGGCGCAGGCCUUCCGCGAGGGCGAGAACACUCCGAUCCCUGACCCCGAGGCCUGUGACCAAAUGUACGAGAGCUUGGUCAGGAUCCACACCAACUUCUACAAAAACAAGUACCCACGCCUGAAGGACACCACCUUCACCGGGGUGACAGUGGAGGAUUGCAGGACAAUCCUGGCCACAGACAUUCUGAGACAGAUGGAAGACAGGAAAAAAGGGACGUGGAAAAGACUGCGGGAAAAGUUCUCUGCCAAGAAACCCGAGGAGGGUUGAAGUGAGGGCCCAGCUCUCAGCUUCUCCACUGUACAUAUCCCUGAAGCUCUGUGUGUUGCCAUGAUGAAUAAAACCACUUAUUCCUCUUA